Molecule: messenger RNA, 1209 nt
Organism: Didymosphaeria variabile
Lineage: Eukaryota; Fungi; Ascomycota; Dothideomycetes; Pleosporales; Didymosphaeriaceae
Exons: 2
Coding region: 1-1209 (402 amino acids)
Biological process (GO): macroautophagy
Cellular component (GO): fungal-type vacuole membrane
Source: RefSeq, a predicted model, not a curated record
AUGGUCGGCUCUUGCCUGGCUCAGGGCGACCUCGCUGGGCUUCUUGCCUCUCAGGAUGACCUCAGCACGCUCCUCGAGCUCGUUGGUCUUGUGCCUGGACUUGCGGACAAGCUCGCCGCUGCUUCCAAUAUUACCAUCGUAGCACCAACGAACGAAGCCUUUGCUGCAGUACCACGAAACGUUCCAGAAGGUGAAGCCAUCGAGCAAAAGAACGACACCAUCGCAAUCGGAGCUCUGCUCGCGAACCACGUAUUCAAAGGAGUUUACCCAUCAGCUGUCAUCACUGAUAUUCCCACGUUUGCGCAAACCUUGCUCAAUAGCUCGUAUAUCAUUCCUCGACAGCCUUUUUCCAACUUUACCGGUGGCCAAUAUAAUGGACUUGUGAAGAACGGCGACGAUGACAUCAAGCUAGGCGAAGGCAUCACCAUCCACAAAAUCGACACAGUCCUAUCCUUCGGCGCCCCCCUCCAACUCUUCACCUACCGCGCAGGCUUCCUCGCCAUGAACGUCGCUCUCGAAGCUGCCGAUCUCGGCAUCGACAUCGGCUUAACGGGCGCAGAUAAUCCAGGCCUCAACAUCUCCGACUACACCAUCUUUGUACCUACCAACGAGGCAUUCGAGUCGAUCGGUUCCGUGCUAGAAUCCGCAGAUAAGAAAACCCUCCAGGAGGUGCUCAAGUACCACAUCAUCCCCAACAACGUCAUUUUCUCGCCUUCGCUGGGAAACGUUACCGUUCCGUCGCUGCAGGGCGAUAAUCUGACUUUCACCGUGCUACCGGAUGGCUCGGCCUGGGUCAACAACGCAAGGAUUACUUUCCCCAACUCGAUCCUCUUCAACGGCAUCGCCCAUGUGAUAGACAGUGUACUGAGCCCCGGCGAAUUCGACCGCGCCUCUUUGACGCCCAAGGCAAACGCUUCGGAGCGCGUCGCUUUCCCCAGCGCUUCGUCUGUGCCUAUCUCGGAGCUGCCCUUCUCGAGCAUCGCGUUCCAGGGUGACCAGGAGACGUAUUCGACGACGCCGGCGCUGCUUCAGACGUGGAUUGCGGUGGCGACGCCUACUGCGAGUGCGUCUGCUACGGGUAAUGCGUCGGGCCAGGGAACUCCUGCUCCUACUGGACAGCAGCAAUUCCCUGGAGCUGCUAGUGGCUUGGUUCCUGUUGCUGCGCUGGCCUUGUCUGUUGCGGUGGGUGCGGCUGCGGUGCUUCUCUAG